Molecule: messenger RNA, 1807 nt
Organism: Tachysurus fulvidraco (yellow catfish)
Lineage: Eukaryota; Metazoa; Chordata; Actinopteri; Siluriformes; Bagridae
Gene: lhx6a
Product: LIM homeobox 6a
Exons: 8
Coding region: 214-1275 (353 amino acids)
Biological process (GO): neuron differentiation; forebrain neuron development; regulation of transcription by RNA polymerase II
Cellular component (GO): nucleus
Molecular function (GO): RNA polymerase II transcription regulatory region sequence-specific DNA binding; DNA-binding transcription factor activity, RNA polymerase II-specific
Source: RefSeq, a predicted model, not a curated record
GAAGCGGGGUGAAGGAGGAAUUUCAGUAACAGCACUAAAUAACGCGGUGCAGAAAGCGAACUGCGCGCAAACACGGACGUCUUUACACAAGUUUCUGAAACAAAACAAUCUGCCGUCUGAUUUGGAGACGAGGAUCUUAUGGGACAGGAGCUCCACAAAGUCUGAAGGACGUCCGAAAGUGCGCACACGUCUUAUUUUUCACUUAUUUCUUUCAUGUAUUGGAAAAAUGAGAUUUUGGCCCCUCUGUCAGAGGGAAAUCGAUUUUUAUCCGAAGGAAUUCACGCAAAACAGUCCCACUCCGACGGCGAGUCUCAGAGGUCGGUGAUGGAGAAAGAGGAACCGCGCUGCUCUCCCAGUCCUCCGUCCACACCGUCCAUCUGCUCGCCCACAUCCAGCGCCUCCGCCUCGUCCGUUCCCUCCACCGGCAAGAACGUGUGCGCGAGCUGCGGCCUCGAGAUCCUCGACCGGUACCUGCUCAAGGUGAAUAACCUAAUGUGGCACGUGCGCUGCCUGGAGUGCUCAGUGUGCAGGACUUCACUCCGCCAACACAGCAGCUGCUACAUCAAGAACAAGGAGAUCUUCUGCAAAAUGGAUUAUUUCAGUAGGUUUGGUACUAAGUGUGCCCGCUGUGGGCGCCAGAUCUACGCCAGCGACUGGGUGAGGCGCGCUCGGGGGAACGCUUACCAUCUAGCCUGCUUCGCCUGCUUCUCCUGCAAACGGCAGCUUUCCACUGGAGAGGAGUUCGGCCUGGUGGAGGAAAAGGUGCUGUGCAGGAUUCACUACGACACCAUGGUGGAGAACCUGAAGCGGGCUGCUGAGAGCGGAAGCGGCCUCACUCUGGAAGGAGCCGUGCCAUCGGAGCAGGACAGUCAGCCCAAACCAGCUAAACGCGCUCGCACCUCCUUCACUGCCGAGCAGCUGCAGGUGAUGCAGGCUCAGUUUGCUCAGGAUAACAACCCUGAUGCUCAGACGCUGCAGAAACUUGCCGACAUGACGGGACUGAGCAGACGAGUCAUACAGGUUUGGUUUCAGAACUGUCGAGCGAGACACAAAAAGCACACGCCGCAGCACGGCGGCCCUCCGCAGGCCCAUCCACAGGCCCGCAUGCCCCCGUCGUUGCCUGACGAGCUUCAUUACUCGCCCUUCGGCAGCCCGGAGAGAGCACGCAUGGUGGCUCUGCGUGGCUACAUCGACAGUCAUCCGUUCUCGGUGUUGACCACACAGAGUCUCCCCCACCAGGCCAUGUCUUUGCCACAGCUGCCCCUCAGCCGCUAACGACCCCGCCACAUCGACCCCUGACCCCUCGACCCUGACCUCCCGCUCUCUGACUUCCGUCCGCUCUUCAGAGGUCGCCUCUGGCUGAACGUCAGGGUGAGCGUCCCCGCAUGCUCUUGACCUCUGACCUCACCAGUAGAGGGGGCGUUUCCUCCUGCCUUUCUGUAGACGGGAUUUUCCUCACCUGCAGGCGAGUCUCACACACCUGUGACCCGUUAGCUUCGGCCCGGAACCUCGUUAACAAGAACCGAGACCAGGAUUUGGACCUCAUACGUGCACGCUGAAGAGUGACCAUGAGUUUGAGUCGGACCGCUCGGAAACAUUCGGAGAACCUUCAGGUUUCUUACUGCAGGAUUAAGACAGAAUGAAAGACGUGAGAUUUGUGGAGUGAAACUCGGCGUGAAGAUUCAUGUCACGCUUAAAAACAACAACAUAAAUAUGUCAGUGAUUAUUGUCGAGUAUCUCGCUGGACGUUUGUUCUGAAGUGUUUACACGGAUCUACUGCACAGACCACAUGUGCCAUCUCUCUCGU